CGACCGCUAAACCCACUCUAAUUCUCACCCCCACAUUCGUGGAACUACUCUCCGUCGACCAGCUCCACAGUCGCCGGCGUCGCUCGCUGUCGUCGUCGCCUCAUUUCUGCUCGCGGUCGCCGUCCCGCACUUGACUCUUUUGCAGCAAGACUUUCAGGGCUGCAGUUGCACUCCUUGUCCUUUUCUGGGCCCUUGCCAAAAAAUCAAAUCCAUCUUUCUCCCUUCUUCUCUUUCCCAAGACUUCAUCUAUGCAUUGCAGGUUCUUCAUCCUUUGCUGAUGGUCAUUGGGUUUAUUCUGUUAAGUGGAGAAGAUGGUUGCCUGGUUCUAUGGAAUUGAAAAAAAUAGUGCAUUUAGGGCUUCAAGGUGUGGCUCUAGCUUUGGAAUAUUUGGAAUUCCGACUAAAUUUAAGGAAAAUGAUGGAAUUGUGGCUAAUUUCUACAGCCUUCAUUCAUGAAUUGGGUUUGAUUUGCAUUUCCCUCUUUGGAACACAGUCACUUGACCGUUCCUUGACCGGUUCAAUUCUCCCAAUCUUCGUUAUCACCUUCAAAGCUCGGAGAGGUGAAGGGAAAAGCCACACAUGGCCACCUUCAACACACUCCAACCCCAACGCCUUCUCUCAUUUUCCCUCUCUUCUUUUUCUUCCUCUUCCUCCUUUCCUCUUAGAAACCCCCUCCAACUCACAGCACGUGUUUCUUCACAUCAUCAAACCGGGCCUGGCUACUCUUCGGUCAAAUCUCUAGUUGAAACACCAACCAGAAACUCAGUGAAAGCUGACACUGACACCAGAUUCAAUAGGAGAACACGUGGUUACAGAGACAGAACCGCUUCUUCUUCCUCUACCUUGAGUGAUAGUAGUAGUGGCAGACAAGCGGUUACUGAGAGAUGGCAGAAGAAGGAGAAGGAGAAGGAGAAUCUGGUGAACAUGACGGAGGAGGAGAAGGACAAGAAGAAUAAGAAGAAGAGGAAGAAGAAAGAUGAAGAUUCGGCAGAGUUGAAGUUGCGGGUUGCUCUUGAUAUGUGCUCCAAAAGAGGGGAUGUGAUGGGAGCAUUGUCCUUAUAUGACUCAGCUCUUGCUAAAGGGGUCAAGUUGGGCCAGCACCAUUACACCGUUCUCUUGUAUCUUUGUUCUUCUGCUGCUGUUGGUGUUGUUCGACCCGCUAAAAGUGGAACCGGUUCUCGAACUUUGAAUGCAUUGCUUUCAUCAGCCACUGAAGCUGCCAAUGUUUCAGCAGACUUGAAUUAUGCUUCAGACAGUGAAGUCUUGGUGUCAGCUUUGAAUUCUGCUGAGAAAUCAGCAAACCCUUUUGCAAAAGAUGGUUCUAGCUCUAGCAGACAAGAAGAUCAUGGAAUUAUGGUUAGUGAGGAUGUCAAGAAAUAUGCACUGCAGAGAGGGUUCGAAAUAUAUGAUAGUAUGUGUUUGGAUAAGGUCCAAGUGAAUGAAGCUGCAUUGACAUCUGUGGCUAGAAUGGCCAUGUCCAUGGGAGAUGGUGAUAGGGCUUUUGAGAUGGUGAAGCAGAUGAAGAUCAUGGGGAUAAAUCCUCGGUUACGGUCUUAUGGUCCUGCUCUAUCUACCUAUUGCAGUAAUGGAGAAAUAGAUAAAGCAUUUGAUGUUGAAAAGCACAUGCUUGACCAUGGCGUCUACCCUGAAGAGCCUGAAUUGGAGGCACUCUUAAGGGUAAGCGUACAAGCCGGCAAGGGUGACAAGGUAUACUAUGUGUUGCAUAAACUAAGAAGUAGUGUAAGGAAAGUCUCACCUUCUACUGCAUCUUUGAUUGUUGAUUGGUUUAAGGGUAGGCAGGCUUCUAGAUUAGGGAAAAGAAGAUGGGAUAUAGGAUCAAUAAAGGAAGCAAUGGAAAAUAGUGGUGGAGGUUGGCAUGGACAAGGUUGGUUGGGAAAAGGAAAAUGGGAAGUUUCUCAUACAACAAUUGGAGAUGAUGGAAUGUGUAAAUGCUGUGGAGUGCACUUAGCCACUAUUGAUCUUGAUCCUAUUGAAACUGAGAAUUUUGCUAAGUCAGUGGCAUCCAUUGCUGUGAUGAGGGAGAAAAAGUUGAACUUUCAGAAAUUUCAAGCCUGGCUUGACUACCAUGGACCUUUUGAAGCAGUAGUAGAUGCUGCAAAUGUAGGUCUAUUCCGUCAAAGGAAAUUCAAGCCAUCCAUGGUCAAUGCUGUUGUUAAUGGAAUACGGCAAAAGCUCCCUUCAAGAAAAUUUCCCCUUAUUAUUUUGCAUCAUCGUCGUAUCAAAGGAGAGAAAAUGGGUGAACCAAUCAACAGGGCGCUAAUUGAUAGGUGGAACAAUGCUGAUGCACUCUAUGCAACACCUACAGGAUCAAAUGAUGACUGGUAUUGGUUGUAUGCAGCUAUAAAAUUUAAAUGCUUACUUGUUACAAACGAUGAGAUGAGAGAUCAUCUAUUUCAGCUUCUGGGAAAUGAUUUCUUCCCCAAGUGGAAAGAGAGGCAUCAGGUACGGUUCAGUUUCACUGAUUCUGGUCCGCAGUUUCACAUGCCGCCUCCUUGUUCCGUUGUAAUUCAGGAAUCAGAGCAAGGCCACUGGCAUGUUCCAAUUGAGACAGAAAUUAACUAUGAAUCGGAGAGAAGAUGGUUGUGCAUUACCCGCUCGACCUCAGGCAUGGUUUGUGAAGAUUCUUCAACGGCUACUGGAAAUAACUGAAGGCUUAAUCACUGAGGAUUGUAUCUCGUACAUAUUGUUUCCAUUGUUCCUUUUAGAACUCUAGAGUUUACAAUGUCAUUGGCUAUUGUUGUUUCAAUGAAAUUACUGAUAUCAGUUUACUCAUUACUUAGUUUAAUAACUCUGCAUAUCACUUCAAUGGUGAAUAACAUGAUAUUCUGAUCCUUUAAAUUAGACUCUAAUCAGGGGAAUUUGCAAGAUCAGCUCCUACAACUACAACCGCUUCUAACAAGGAGUUACAAUGCAACAGCAGAAUAUUGGCAAGCGCAAAGAGCUUAAGGAAUCACAAUGUACAAAAAUGUAUAUUUUUUAAGCAUUGUUGUCCUAAUCUACAAACUCGGAUAUUAUCUAAAAUUGCGGCUGCAGGAUAGAUUGCUGGUUGUACCAUUGAUUUUCAUAUAUGAAGUUCAAUUGUCAUUUUUCAAGUAUACUGAACUAUGAACUAGAAAAUUAACUGAGUA
Molecule: messenger RNA, 3148 nt
Organism: Arachis ipaensis
Lineage: Eukaryota; Viridiplantae; Streptophyta; Magnoliopsida; Fabales; Fabaceae
Source: RefSeq, a predicted model, not a curated record